UUAACGCUGAUCAAUUUAUUUCUCUCUUUUCGCCUUUGUUGACAAUGAUGUUGGAUCGACCUUUAUUACGAUACACGAAUUACUCAUAACUGUUAAUUGUUCUCUCUCGAUAAGUCUGCUUUACGGAUUUAGCCUGAUCUAUCGUUAGGAAAUACUCGAAUUCUCUCACGGGGAAAUUCGUUGUAUUUUUGUGACCAUUCUGUAUCACUGUUACAGACAAUGCAUCAUGCCUGUGAUAAGGACAUGAACAAAAGGACGCGUUGAUAACGUCAAGAAUCAAAGCACGUGGGUGACGAUGGCUGCUAGAGGCAUACACAGUCUAAGAUUCAACCAGGAUCAAGGAUGCUUUAUGUGUUGCAUGGAGUCUGGGCUGAGGAUCUACAAUGUCGAGCCUCUGGUCGAGAAAGCCCACUUCGAGAACGACUUGAUGGGGAGCAUCGCCAUGGCAGAGAUGCUCUGGAGGACAAACGUGAUCGCGGUGGUCGGUGGCGGGACGCGUGCCAAGUUCGCCGAUAACACUGUAUUGAUCUACGAUGACUUGUCGAAAAAGUUUGUCAUGGAAGUUACCUUCACCGGUCCCAUUAAGGCGGUCAGAUUGCGACGAGAUAAAAUGAUAGUGGCGCUCCAACGAGAGAUCCAUGUCUUUUCGUUUCCCACGCCCACUCGGCGAUUACUGACGCUAGAAACGCGGGACAACCCGAAAGGUCUUGUAGAAAUAGCGACUCUCGCGUCAGCGCAGAAACAAUUGCUGGCUUUCCCCGGCCACAAGCUUGGUAGUGUGCAGCUGCUCGAUCUCGGUGCGACCGAGGCUGGAAGUUCCAGUGCGCCCGUGACUCUCGCCGCGCAUCAAGGUGCAUUGGCCUGUUUGGCGGUCAACGGGAACGGAACUAUGGUUGCUACCGCUUCCGCUCAAGGAACCCUAGUCAGAGUAUGGGACUCUAUACGAAGGCACUUGUUAGUUGAAUUGAGACGUGGCGCCGACCCUGCUACACUUUAUUGCAUAACGUUCAGCAGGGAUUCCGAAUUUUUAUGCGCCUCUAGCGAUAAGGGAACAGUGCAUAUAUUCGCCCUAAAAGAUACUCGCUUAAAUCGACGAUCCACUUUCUCAAAGAUGGGCUUUCUGGGCAACUAUGUUGAGAGUCAGUGGGCAUUGGCUACCUUCACAGUACCCCCCGAAUGUGCGUGCGUUUGUGCGUUUGGCGCACGUAAUUCUGUGAUAGCUAUAUGUAUGGACGGAACGUUCCACAAGUAUGUGUUCACCGCAGAAGGCAAUUGCAAUCGGCAAGCAUUUGAUGUCUUCCUGGAUGUUUGCGACGAUAAUGAUUUUUAACACAAGGCCUACGUCUCGUACGUACGUGCGUGCACAAUGCGCGUGCGCACAGCUAUAAGAUUAUGUACUAGCGAUGAAAUUUCUAGUCGAUCUACACGAACGAAAUUUCUUGUACGUGAUAAUUGUUUGAACGAUCGAAUAUCGCGCUGAUUAUGGUAGAAAUAAGUUAUUUUGUGAUAGGAAAAAUUAUAUUGUUGUGCUGUAAAGUACGCUUCAACUGUAUUCCGCGAAUUAUAUUACCGUAUGCAAAUUAUAACAUUUUUUUCACGACUAACGUACUUUUCAAAAUUAAUUUAAUUGCAAGGAACAUUAAUAGACAUUUAUUUUGUACAACAGUCGGUGUAUUCUCUUUUAUCAUACCUAUUCU
Dinoponera quadriceps is the source of this 1697-nucleotide messenger RNA. Its product is annotated as WD repeat domain phosphoinositide-interacting protein 4-like. Gene Ontology annotation, molecular function: phosphatidylinositol-3-phosphate binding; protein binding; phosphatidylinositol-3,5-bisphosphate binding. NCBI's taxonomy places the organism in Eukaryota, Metazoa, Arthropoda, Insecta, Hymenoptera, Formicidae. Gene Ontology annotation, cellular component: extrinsic component of membrane; cytosol; phagophore assembly site membrane. The transcript has 7 exons. Bases 296 to 1330 code for a protein of 344 amino acids. The record is from RefSeq and is a predicted model, not a curated record. Gene Ontology annotation, biological process: nucleophagy; autophagy of mitochondrion; protein localization to phagophore assembly site.